Molecule: messenger RNA, 498 nt
Organism: Arthroderma uncinatum
Lineage: Eukaryota; Fungi; Ascomycota; Eurotiomycetes; Onygenales; Arthrodermataceae
Exons: 1
Coding region: 1-498 (165 amino acids)
Source: RefSeq, a predicted model, not a curated record
AUGGGUCUUCCUACAGCUCAGUCUGACCCUCCUUCCCCUACGGGGCAGGCUUCAAAGAGAACUCUCCAUCGUAAGCCGAAAUCACAGCAUUGCAAGGUUGUCAAGGCGACAGUUGCCCGGGAUAAGUUUGGCCAAAAGAAGCUUUUAACGAAGCAUAGUUUGGUGGAGAAGUGGCCACGGCCUGCAACCGAAGAACUAAAAAUAUCGAAUAAUCCGUCCCUGGCAAGGUAUGCUCUUUCCGAUCCAGAUCUUCAACAGACCCUGGAAGCCGGUGAAGGGCUUAUCGGCGAAGGCCUUUCCGAACACCAGGGCUCCUGUAUGUGGAGGGAGAAGGGCUUUUGGUCCGAGGAUGCCCUCAGUCUUCCUAUUUUAGUAGAUUCCUCGGCUGAGGAGAGGUUUUGUCGAGACUAUCGUUACAUCAACGCACAGUUAACCCGACGUUCAGACCAGAAGCUACGGCUCCGCAUCUCACAUGCCCUGUUGUACCUUUCCUUUUGA